This is a messenger RNA of Euleptes europaea (tarantolino), 2557 nucleotides long. It is a transcript of the gene PDE8A, whose product is annotated as phosphodiesterase 8A. Gene Ontology annotation, biological process: positive regulation of ERK1 and ERK2 cascade; signal transduction; cellular response to epidermal growth factor stimulus. The transcript is spliced from 22 exons. The coding region runs from base 1 to 2544 and encodes 847 amino acids. Gene Ontology annotation, molecular function: 3',5'-cyclic-AMP phosphodiesterase activity. NCBI's taxonomy places the organism in Eukaryota, Metazoa, Chordata, Lepidosauria, Squamata, Sphaerodactylidae. The record is from RefSeq and is a predicted model, not a curated record.
AUGGGCUGCGCUCCCAGCAUCCAUAUCUCGGACAGCAGGGUGGUCUACCACAGCAACAAGGACCCCGAGGACUCGAACUCGUCACAGCAGCAGCAAGGCCACCCUGUCCCUGGAUUAUUCAUUAAAUCCUCCAACACCUCCACGUACAAGUUAAGGACGAACCCCUCCAAGAAGGAUAAGCGGGACCGCAACCGGAGCAUGGAAGUGGAGGCUCAGGCCGGAAGGUCUGGUGUGAAGGCGAUGGGAACAGAUAUGCAGUUUGGCCCUAUGAGACUCCACCAAGAUCAACUUCAGGUUCUUUUAGUAUUUGCCAAAGAAGACAACCAGAGUAAUGGGUUCUGCUGGGCAUGUGAGAAAGCUGGAUAUCGGUGUAACGUUGCCAGGACGCCUGAAUCUGCUCUCGAGUGUUUCCUGGAUAAGAACCAUGAAAUCAUCAUUAUUGAUCAUAGACAUUCGAGACACUUUGAUGCAGAAUCACUAUGCAGGUCCAUCAGAUCAACAAAAUCAGCUGAAAACACUGUUAUUAUUGGUGUCGUGCGAAGGCAUACAGAUCGUGAAGAAUCCUCAAUAUUGCCCCUCCUUUCUGCUGGCUUCACAAGGCGGUACGUAGAAAACGCCAACAUCAUGGCCUGUUACAAUGAACUCAUCCAGCUGGAAUUUGGAGAAGUGCGGGCACAAUUUAAACUAAGGGCUUGUAAUUCAAUAUUUACGGCAUUAGAGAAAAGUCAAGAAGCUAUUGAGAUCACAAGCGAAGACCAUGUAAUACAGUACAUAAAUCCUGCGUUUGAAACAAUGAUGGGCUACGAAAAAGGCGAAUUAAUAGGAAAGGAAUUAACAGAAGUGCCUACAAACGAAAAAAAAGCGGAUCUCCUUGAAACUAUUAAUUCUUGCAUCAAGAUCGAAAAGGAAUGGCAAGGAGCAUAUUACGCCAAAAAGAAAAAUGGAGAGACCAUACAGCAAAAUGUGAAAAUAAUACCUGUCAUUGGACAGGGAGGAAAAAUUAGACACUAUGUGUCAAUUAGCAGCCCAUGCAACGACAAUAAUAAGGCCGAAAGGGUCUGCGAAACUGUUCAGGCUGAGUCCCAGACAGAUAUCCAGUCCUGCCGACACAAAGACAGGAGGAAAGGUUCUUUAGAUGUCCGAUCGACCACGUCUCGGGGCAGCGAUGGCGGUUCACAGAGAAGGCACUCGUCUAUGGCCAGGAUACAUUCCAUGACUAUUGAAGCGCCUAUUACUAAGGUGAUCAAUAUUAUCAAUGCCGCACAAGAAAGCAGUCCCAUGCCGGUCGCUGAAGCUUUAGAUCGCGUCCUUGAGAUUCUGAGGACCACCGAGCUGUACUCUCCGCAGCUUGGGACAAAAGAUGAAGACCCUCAUACAAAUGACCUUGUCGGAGGCUUAAUGACGGACGGUCUACGAAGAUUAUCAGGGAAUGAGUAUAUAUUAUCAGCAAAACAAACACAUCAGGUUCCAGGCAGCUUAAUCUCGCCUAUUUCCCUUAAUGAUAUACCACCACGAAUAGCACAAGCAAUGGAAAACGAAGAACAUUGGGACUUUAAUAUCUUUGAAUUGGAAGCAGCGACCCAUAAAAGGCCUUUGGUUUAUCUUGGUCUCAAAAUGUUUGCUCGCUUCGGGAUCUGCGAGUUCCUCGACUGCUCCGAACUGACGCUGCGGUCGUGGCUGCAAAUUAUCGAAGCCAAUUACCACUCGUCCAAUUCUUACCACAAUUCGACCCACGCCGCCGACGUCCUCCACGCCACAGGCUACUUCCUUUCUAAAGAAAGGGUAAAACAAACUUUGGAUCCCAUCGACGAAGUCGCUGCCCUCCUAGCUGCCACCGUUCACGAUGUGGAUCACCCGGGCCGGACGAAUUCUUUCCUGUGCAACGCAGGGAGUGAGCUGGCCGUUUUGUACAACGACACAGCGGUGCUGGAGAGCCAUCACGCCGCCUUGGCCUUCCAGCUCACCACGCGGGACGAGAAAUGCAAUAUUUUUAAAAACAUGGAGAGGAACGAAUACCGAACCCUCCGGCAAGCCAUCAUCGACAUGGUCCUGGCGACGGAAAUGACCAAGCACUUUGAACACGUCAACAAGUUUGUCAACAGCAUCAAUAAGCCCCUGGCGGCCCUCGAGGAGACUGGAAGUACAAGCAGCGAAGGCGAAUCCGUCAAAAAUGUCCUCACGUCUCCCGAGAACCGAAUCCUGAUUAAGCGGAUGCUGAUUAAGUGCGCUGAUAUUUCCAACCCGUGUCGGUCUCUGGAGCAGUGCGUGGAGUGGGCCGGUCGCAUCUCUGAGGAAUAUUUUGCACAGACAGAUGAAGAGAAGAGGCAAGGUUUGCCCGUGGUGAUGCCCGUUUUUGACAGGAACACUUGCAGCAUCCCCAAAUCUCAAAUAUCGUUCAUUGAUUAUUUCAUCACCGACAUGUUCGAUGCUUGGGACGCGUUUGCAGACCUGCCAAAUUUGAUGCAACACCUGGACAACAACUUCAAGUACUGGAAGGGGCUGGACGACAGGAAGCUUCGGACUCUUCGGCCCCCGGUCGAAUAGCCAUCACCCCCCC